ACCUGAUGCACUGGUGAACGGAUCGUGGGAAUUGAAAGUGAUGGGCGGACGAAGUCGGUUGUUCUUACCCUUUCCGGCCAGGAAACGCCAAAUCAUCGCGCUAGCGAGCAUGCACGUCUGAGGUGGGGGCGACGACGCGGCCGCUUUGUUUUGCGUCUCGCCAGAUGGCAAACAACACGCAUGUCUUCUUGCAUCUUGACUCUCUCUCACCAGACCUAGUAAUCCGUCCAACCAGUUCGACAGGUGAUGAAUUCGAAAUCACUCCGUCGUCUAGCCGCCGAUCAUGGCUCCCUCCAAACUGCGGGGCUACCGCCCAACUACCUCUUCCCUCCCACUGGGGCUUUAGAUCCAUAUUCAGACCUCACUUCGCUCGAUGUUCUCCUCGCCGGUCCCAUCGGCACGCCUUACGCCAAUGGUGUGUGGCGCCUGCACCUUGCUAUUCCCCCAACAUAUCCUACCGCUCCUCCUACCGCUACUUUUCGAACCCCUCUGUGGCAUCCCAACAUUGACGAGAAGUCCGGUGCCGUGUGUGUGGAGACCUUGAAGCGGGAUUGGAGCAGUUCGCUGAAGCUAAGAGACGUGCUUGUGACCAUCUCGUGUCUUCUCAUCCAACCGAACCCUGCGAGUGCGCUCAAUGAAGAUGCUGGGAAGCUCGCAAGUGAGGACUGGAAUAGCUUUUGUAGGAGAGCUGCCUUGAUGACUAAAAUUCAUGCUGCUGUCCCAAGCAAUCUGCUGGAAGAAGUCAGCGAAGCUCAGAAUAGAGGCGAGGAGGAGGGCAUUAGAAAGGAUGUUAUGGAAACCGAGACCAAAGCAAACACCCAUGAAAAAUGCAAGCCGGCGACCAACAAUGCCUCGGGCGUGUCCAAGUUCACAAGCACCACUCAUACGGAGGAUGAAGAGAAUUCAGCAAGCUCAAGAAAUAUUGCGAAUGAGAGCGACCCAGAGAGCGAUUGGAUACCAGGGCCGGUAGAACCACACAAAUCCACAACAAAUGGGCCGCACAGUAUAUUCGGCACCCACAAUCUGAAUGGUAAUAUACAAGCCGACGUAUCCCAAGGCAUUCCUUCCUUCCGAGGAAAGCGCCAUGCUGGACAAUCGUGGCAACAUGUUGAUGAUGACGACCCAUUCAUCACAGUCUCUUCCAAGAUCAGCACUCCACAGAACUUCGACCUCCGCCUUCACACCCUCAAAACCGCAGGCGUGGCCCAACAACUCUCAACUGAUACUCCAGAGCUUCUCAAAUACUCUGAUCAUAAUCCUUUCUCCGCAAUUCAGCCAAACAACCAGGUCCGGCCAAUCAUCCGCGAGUUCUCGUGGCUCUGGGAAGAAUCCCAGGGGAUGGACAGCACUCGUCUGAAUCAGGAUGCGACUCGAAAGAGGUUUGCGCAAGAUGGUUUCCAGGAAAGGCAAAGGUGGGAGAUGAGAAGAUUCAAGAGAGCGAGGUAUGACCUGAAAAGAUAUAACCGUGGUGGUUUUGGCCCACGGACAGGUAUCGCUAGGCUUUGA
This is a messenger RNA of Periconia digitata, 1506 nucleotides long. Lineage: Eukaryota; Fungi; Ascomycota; Dothideomycetes; Pleosporales; Periconiaceae. The record is from the annotation of a GenBank genome assembly.